CGUGAGCGGAAGGCCGAGGGUGCGCACUUCCGGUCUUUGUGGCUGGCCCCUCGGGUCUGCGGCUUGGGCCUCGGCUGCUUCUAGGCUUCGCGGAAAGAAGAGAUUACUCAAAGAAACUCUAAAGCACAGAACCCAGUUGUACUGAGUUUUUGCUAAGCUGUUUCAGUCCAGAAUGGCUAAGAAUUCCAGUGUAAUUUCAACUCUGAUACCUCAGGAUCAUCAGGAAGAAGGAUUAAUACUAGUGAAAAUAGAAGAUAACUUUUCCUGGGGUCCAAAAUUUAAACAGAAUGGGGAUACCCAAUCCUGCCAAGAACUGUUUAGACAGCAGUUCAGAAAGUUUUGCUAUCACGAGACACCUGGGCCCCGGGAGGCGCUGUGCCGACUCCAGGAGCUGUGCUAUCAGUGGUUAAUGCCAGAGUUGCACACAAAGGAGCAGAUCCUAGAACUGCUGGUGCUGGAACAGUUCCUGAGCAUCCUGCCUGAAGAGCUGCAGAUCUGGGUUCAGCAGCAGAGUCCAAGAAGUGGUGAGGAAGCUGUGACCCUGUUGGAGGAUUUGGAGAGAGAGUUUGAUGAUCCAGGGCAGCAGGUCGCAGCUAAUCCACAGGGACCAGCAGUGCCGUGGAAGGAGUUGACAUUUCUUGGAAGCUCCCAUGAGUCAACAAACAUCCACCUCCAGCCUUUAGAGACACAGCUGAAAUCCUGGAAACCUUGCCUUUCCCCUAGAAGUGAUUAUGAGAACAGUGAGACAGCAGCACAGGAGAACAUUUCAGGAGAAAAGCCAGAGGACCUCUCUCAGGAAUCUUCAUUUGGAGGAAUUGCUGAGUGUGAAAGCAACUCAGAGUGGCGGCAAAGAAGUGCUACAGGGGAGAAAUUAAGACGAUCCCCACCCCACGGAAGCAGUUUUAGGCAAGUGAUUGUCACACACAAAUCUUUAGGAAAGAGAAACCAUCUUGAUGACCCUCAAAGAUACUUGAUUUUAAGUACAAACUCUGUACCAAGUCAGAAAGUUGCUACAGAAGAGAGACCUUAUAGAUGUGAUACAUGCGGCCACAGCUUCAAGCAGCAUUCUUCCCUAACACAACAUCAGAGGAUCCACACCGGAGAAAAACCCUAUACAUGUAGUCAGUGUGGGAAGGCCUUUAGCUUAAGGUCAUACCUUAUUAUUCAUCAAAGAAUCCACAGUGGUGAGAAAGCAUAUGAAUGUAGUGAAUGUGGAAAAGCAUUCAAUCAGAGCUCAGCCCUCAUUAGACAUCGGAAAAUUCACACGGGUGAAAAAUCUUGCAAAUGUAAUGAGUGUGGCAAAGCAUUCAGUCAAAGUUCAUAUCUCAUUAUACAUCAAAGAAUUCACACUGGUGAGAAACCCUAUGAAUGUAAUGAGUGUGGAAAAACCUUUAGCCAGAGCUCAAAGCUUAUUAGACAUCAGCGAAUUCAUACAGGAGAGCGACCCUAUGAAUGUAAUGAAUGUGGGAAAGCUUUCAGGCAGAGCUCAGAGCUGAUUACCCAUCAGAGGAUACAUAGUGGAGAGAAGCCCUAUGAAUGUAAUGAAUGUGGAAAGGCCUUCAGUCUAAGCUCAAACCUCAUCAGACAUCAAAGAAUUCACAGUGGAGAAGAACCUUAUCAGUGUAAUGAAUGUGGUAAAACCUUCAAAAGGAGGUCAGCCCUUGUUCAGCACCAGAGAAUCCACUCUGGGGAUGAAGCUUAUAUAUGUAGUGAGUGUGGGAAGGCUUUCAGGCACAAAUCAGUUCUUGUUCGCCAUCAGAGGGUCCACACUGCAAAGUAAAUUGUAAAUACAGUGACUAUUAUAAAUAUUUCAGUCAGAUUUCUAUUUUUGUUAGCCAGACAGUUUUCUUGGGAGCACGAUUCCAUCAGAGUUGUAACUACUAGGUCUUGAGUCAUUCUGGCUUUGUGCAGCAUUUCCCAAUGCUGGUGUGACUUGUCCUAUGAAAGCUUUUCCUGUGAUUAAUCAGAACAGAUAAUGGAAGAAUUGUUACUUUCAGCUUUUCUUUACUGUUGGAAAUACUCAGGAAAGAGGAAAAAUGGAAAUACAAUGUUGACAUCUCAUUUUCUCAAAAUGUCGUAAAAAGGGUGUAGGGAUCUAGGCCUUGUUACUACAGCUGAUUGUGAGUGUGCCAGGCUUGGGCCAUAGUGUAGACAUAGUGUAGUAUGAAGGACUUUGUCUCAGGAACUCAGAAAGUUUUACUAGACCAAUUCAGAAUAGAGACAGGGCAACAAAAAAGGUAGAGAAACAGUUUGUUGGUGUUUUCUUGAGCCCGAAGCAGGCCAGAAAUUAGGCAUGAGAAGAAUACAAAUUAAUUUAUCCAACAGUUACUUUUUUAGUACUUGCUUUGUAUCAGAGACUAGACAUAUAGUGGAAAGUAAGGUCUAAUCCCUAUGAUCUAAUGGGCAAGGCAGCCAUUAGGCAGUGAUACAAUGGUGUGAUCACUGCUUUGUGAUUUUAAGGAGCUUCUGACUCAGCCUUAAAUGAAGAAGUGGCAAAAAUGACAUGAAGGAUGAGUAGGGAUUAGUGAGGGAGAAGGUAGUCCAGGGGAAAACGUUCCCAUUAGAGGGAGCAACAGAUAAAGACCACAGAGGAAGUGUGAAAUAUUCCCUGCUAAGUUCCUUUUGAAUUAAGAGUCACACCUGUAAGAAAUAUGGGUGUAGCCAAAUUCUGAAGUAGUGCCUAUAGCAAAAUAUAAACCAAUUGAAAAGUUUCUGUUAAUGGACAAAACCUGGAGCCCUUGGACCAGAGCACUGUAAGGAGUUUUAGUCUUGCUCAGUAUGAUCCAAGAAGAAGAACUAAUAGGUGGUUUGCUUUCUUUCCCAACCUCUAGGAUAGGCUAGAAUUUCCUUGGGGAGGUAGUGGGUAUAGAUGUAUGAAAGAGCCUAACCUAGAUGUUACGAGUCUCUAGAAGUUUAAAUCUCCCUCUCCUAAAAGUAAGUCUCCUUUGUUGCUUAAGACAGUAGUGGACCUGCUAUCAGGUUAAUCCCCAAGGCUCUUGAGUUGGGAGCUGCCAUAUCAUUUAUUUCUGAAGGGACAGCCCCACAAUUCCUAGUAUAUUCCCUUGGGCUCAGGUGCUCAAAAAAUAUUUGUUAGUGGCUGGGCCUGUGAGUUAUUCUCCAAGCACCUCACACAUUGUUUUGUCUUAAUGUGUACUGUAUUCCACAGUAUCUUCAAAUUUUGUUAAAAGACGGUGCUAAAGGGAAAUAAAAAGAAGUAACAAUCAUGUUCCAUCAAGAUUUCCCCUCCUCUGAGGAGCCUAAUGCUGGUGCCUGAUGUGAUAAUGAGAUAGAAAAUUGUACGCAUUAACCAGGCACCUAUUCUCUUGCUUACUGUGAGGUGGGAGGUUGUGCACAUUAGUCAACAGCAAAAAGACAUCAUUCAAUAGGCCUACUAUGUUGGAGGAAUAACACCAAAAAUCUGUGUAGAAAUCUAGAAUCUUGUGCAUAGAAAAAUAAUUUUCAUAAAGAUAAAAAUAAUUAACACUCCUCUUGAAUAUAUAUAUAUAUGAGUAUGUGCUAGCCAGUAAGAAUUGCAAUAGAGCUAAAUCUCCAUAUUUAAAGAGAAAUGAAAAAAGAAUGGUAUCAUUUGGAAAUAUGGUAAAAUGUAAUAAAAUACGUAAGAGCUAUACAACUCUUGUUUUCCUCCAGAAAAUACCCCAACUGAAAAAGGAUAUUAAAUAGGAAUUAAUAUACUACAAAAGGAAAACACUAUAGAGAGCUCUUACCUAUGUCAGUAAAAAAUGUAAGAGGUACUUCCUAAGGGCUUUGUGUAUAUGUAUUAGUUAUUUCUUAUGGCAGCCCAUAUUUUGUAGAUCAGGAAAUGAAGGCUAAAGGUUAUGGCCAAAAAGUGGUAGGGUCAGGCUUUGAAUUCAACUCUUUUAUACAACCACUUUAUACUGCCUGCAUGCAGUCCCAAUAGAAAAACGUCAAGUAAACAAAUCACAAAAGAAGCAGUGCCAAUGGACAAUGGAUGUUCAAUCUUGAUAAAUUAAAAAGUGUAUUGAAUCAAGAGUCGGGAUAGCACAUACUAUAAAAUUCACAGACAGCCAGGAAAAUUGGGACUGGCAUGUUGCUGGUGGGAUGUGAAGAGACAGUAUCUUUGGCAAUCAGUACCAGAAGCCUUAAGCAUUGCCUUUGACUUAAAAUUCUACCUGGAAAUAUAUUUCAGAACUCAUCAUGAAUGUGCACUCUUAAAAACUCUUAAAACUGGUGUUGAUUAAUGUUAAAAGACAUGAAGCAUUCAUGAUACAUUAUUAAAUAAAAUAGUACAAGAUAAUAUGAUCCAUGUAAAAUACAUAUUUAUGCAUUAAAAUACAAAAAAUACACAAUCUCAAGGUGUUAUACUAGUUAUCUCUCAGAGGUAUAGCUAACUUAAUUUCUGUUGGGCUUUUAUGUAUUCUAAAUUUUUCGGCAGUACUUAAUACUCAGUAUAACAGAGUGGCUGAAGGUAUACGUCAGUGGUAAAAGUGCAUACUUAAUGUGUUCAGUCCCCAGCACCAAAAAAGUAGGGUUUUUUUGGGUCAGGGGAAGGGGUUGAGAAAAAAGUGAAUGGAAGCCUAGGAUAGUUGGAAAAGUAUUUAAAACAAAAACUUGCUUUCUGUACCAUCUCUGUUCCUUCUAAGUCUCAGUUAGCACUUAACUCUAAUCUUGGAUUGCAUUAUCAUUUCCCUUUCCUUCCACUAGUGAUUGAACUCAUAACUUCAUGUAUGCUAGGUAGGCAAGCACUUUACCACUGAGCUACAUCCCUAGCCUCAGUUUCAUCAUUGAUAAAACAAUGGUAGACUUGCCCACCUCAAACAUAGUAUUUAAAAAGACCUCUAUAGGUUAUAAAUUCCGGUGUAAAUACAAUAUGAGUCCCUGAGGAUUUUUGAUUGGGAAAAGAAAUACCCCUUGAAGUGUUCAAGACCUUUGGUCAUUAGUUUUCACAUGAAUUCUGCAGCUGUAAGCAAGUCAUCUUGCAAGUCUGGAACCUUAUGUGAAAGGAGCCGGAGAAGAUGGGCUUUUAUGGUCAAAAGUUCAACACUGUGUGUUUGUGAAAUGGAUUUGUUUUCUUCCACCAAACUUUUGUAGAAGACAAGCAGUCCACGUCUUUCUGCUCAGUCAGGGCUGUCUUGUUUCUCUUCGUAUAAAAGCAUUCUAGUGGGUAAGUGUCUGCUUUAAAUGGAUCUUACAGGAAUUUUUAAUAAAAAGCAACUUAGGCACAAUGCUUAAA
Chinchilla lanigera (long-tailed chinchilla) is the source of this 5212-nucleotide messenger RNA. It is a transcript of the gene Znf397, whose product is annotated as zinc finger protein 397. The record is from RefSeq and is a predicted model, not a curated record. The coding region runs from base 173 to 1780 and encodes 535 amino acids. The transcript is spliced from 4 exons. Lineage: Eukaryota; Metazoa; Chordata; Mammalia; Rodentia; Chinchillidae. Gene Ontology annotation, biological process: regulation of transcription by RNA polymerase II. Gene Ontology annotation, molecular function: DNA-binding transcription factor activity, RNA polymerase II-specific; RNA polymerase II cis-regulatory region sequence-specific DNA binding.